AUGGCUGCUCCUUGCGAACAAGUCACGGUCGACAAGGCCUACUUUGAUGCACUCCUUCGCAGAGCAGAUUUCCACACUAGAAGUUUAGGUAUUGGACAUGAAGAUCCCGCCAGCAUCACCAUCUCGAGAGCCGAGUACGACGGCCUUCAUCGCCGGUCUCGGGAAUAUGAGCUCCUGAAAACCUCCCUCUUCUCUGGAGGCAUAACACCGGAGACUCUCGCGUUGCUGAUCUCUGGAGGUCAGGCCCCGCCACCGCAGAGCAAUCAAAAAGUCGGCGGUUGGGCAGACGAUUACGACGAUAACUCAUGUGGAAACCAUCAAUCCUUUCACAACGCAACAUCAUGGAAGUACGGCGAGGACAACGCUGGUCUUCAACCAGGCAAUGGAGCUUACUUGACCAACCAGUCUAGCCUGCGAGUACYAAGUAGUCAACCAUCUCAACGUCACGUCAGCUAUGAGACAGGACCAUCUUCGAUCCCAGCAGACACAGCCUACGAUGAAGCAGAAAGUUACGAAGGCUCGCACGUCUUCAAUAUCAACAACAACAGCGGAAGCUCCAACCAACGCACCCUUUACAUUGCCAAUAUCACGCCCCAAACGWCGUACCGUGAUCUGCUCUCCGUGAUCAAAGGUGGCAAGAUCCUCAGCAUCAACGUUCGCUCGGAGAAGAGCGCCACGGUUACGUUUUUCGAUGCCGCCGCCGACUUCCUCACUUGGACCAAACGCAACGACAUUUACUUGCACUCCAAGCGUCUCGAGAUUCGUUGGGCAGACCGCCAGUUCCGCCUAAACAAGCAUAUCGCCAGUAAGGUCAACAACGGCGCCACUCGUAAUCUCUGCAUUCGCGGUGCUGCAUCUCACGGUCUCUCAGAACAGCAAAUCCGCGAGGACAUGGAGCAUAUUCACGGCCUCUUGAUUGUGGAUAUCACGUAUAGGAAUGGGCCGGGUGAUGCGUACGUGUCGACCAAUUCGGUACACAACGCACUAUUUGCGAGAACUUGCAUGAUGAGCCGAUCGACGUACAAGGGGUGCAAGAUUGAGUUCUAUCCGGAUGAAUGUGAUGUUGAGCUCCCAUUGCCUGCACCGAGAUCUUAUCGUUCGAAGGAGCGUGAGCUAGGAGGCAAGGCAUUCGAGACGAUGAAUCGAUUUGGGAUGUUGGAGCUGGAUAGUGCAGGGAGCAGCGAAGAGGAGAACCGUGGACCAAGAGGUGAGGAUGAUGAAGAUGAUGCAGAGGAGUUUGGAUUCGAUUCGUCUCAGGACUACCACAAUGGCUAUGGAGUCAGUUUGGGAUAG
Molecule: messenger RNA, 1293 nt
Organism: Ramularia collo-cygni
Lineage: Eukaryota; Fungi; Ascomycota; Dothideomycetes; Mycosphaerellales; Mycosphaerellaceae
Exons: 4
Coding region: 1-1293 (430 amino acids)
Molecular function (GO): nucleic acid binding
Source: RefSeq, a predicted model, not a curated record